Sinocyclocheilus anshuiensis is the source of this 591-nucleotide messenger RNA. RefSeq names its product tectonic-1-like. Gene Ontology annotation, cellular component: MKS complex. Bases 91 to 591 code for a protein of 166 amino acids. Gene Ontology annotation, biological process: cilium assembly; protein localization to ciliary transition zone. NCBI's taxonomy places the organism in Eukaryota, Metazoa, Chordata, Actinopteri, Cypriniformes, Cyprinidae. The transcript is spliced from 2 exons. The record is from RefSeq and is a predicted model, not a curated record.
UGGUAGAGAAAUGAACAUUCAAUUCACUCGCAAUCCCACAAUGCAUUUCACUUCUUGGAUACCAAUGAUGACAACGCGCUGUUUCCAAGCAUGGCGGUGUUGUGUUGCCUUAUUAUUUUGACAUAUUUAGAAAGAGCGCUUUGCAUUGAAGACACGAACGCUACAGGAAACUUUAAUAUCACACUCAGAGACACAAACGACACGUCUGCUGAUCGAGACGAACAGCUUAAUUUCACCGAUCUGGGAGUCAGUGAAUCUCCGGAUUCUUUCCCAGCUCCAACAGCCUGGACUCCCGAAUCCGUGACGGCGUUCCCCGGUCAGACCGAGUCCUCCGAGAGCUCCAUCCCCAACACGAGCCCCGAAUCCCCGCGAGCCGCCACAGCAGCGCAGCCUCUGCCGCUCUCCGGUGUCCUUCCCACCCCGGUUACCGAAGUCUCUCAGCUGUGUCCGUGCAACCUGCAAAACGGGCAGUGUGACAUAAACUGCUGCUGUGAUCCAGACUGCACUGAGGAGCUGGCCCUGUUCACUGACUGCACAGCAGAAAGAGUCAGGUCAGCUUUGUUUCAAGAGGAAACUGGGAUAGUAGAUUAA